Molecule: messenger RNA, 2502 nt
Organism: Diachasma alloeum
Lineage: Eukaryota; Metazoa; Arthropoda; Insecta; Hymenoptera; Braconidae
Exons: 3
Coding region: 489-2063 (524 amino acids)
Source: RefSeq, a predicted model, not a curated record
AGAAGAGAAUCGGAAUUUUUCUGCCUGCGAAAUCAUCCCAGGAAGUCAAUAAAUCGGUUUCGUUGUUUUAUUUUGUUUCUCUGGGGCUGGAAAAUUAUUUGAAACUCACUUGCCACAUCUGGAUGCUGCAGAAGCAUGUCCAGCUCCUCUUUGGCCACGACCAGUCUCAAUUUAUCACUACUAUCAAUUAUAAAUAUUAUCCCCUGACAGUCCUUGUAGUAGUGCUCCCAGAGGGAUCGAUAUCUGUCGUGUCCAGACAUGUCGAAUGCUGUAAAGUGGACGUUUUUAACUGAAAACAGAGAAUAAAUAGCUUGCAAUAUUUUCAAAUCGAAGUGUAAGUGGAUUUUUUGGUGUUUCGUCCAAUGGGAGAGUUGGGGCAGUGAUUAGAGAGGGGGGAGUCAGCUGUCAGCUGUGUUUUUGGCGGGACGUACACUUCUCGCUCAUAAUUCAAGCCUUCAUCGCGUGAAAAACUAGACUAACUCGUAAUUAUGGUGAAGAAAAGGGAUUCGGGGAAGAAGAGGAAGAGUGAGGAGACGGGAGCCCGUGAUGACGAGGAUGACUCCCUCAGCAAUGAGAAACGAAUUCUGAAGGGUCAAAUAACCGACUUGGAGGAUUUAAUAUCCGAAAUCGAAUUUUCCCUCAACCUAACGAAAUUCGGGGACAUUGAGAAUCUCGAGGUUUUGAAUCCUCCAGCAGUGGAUCAGCGGAGAUCCUACAAAUUGAAGAACCUGGACUACAUCCUCCAGCACGAAUUGUAUAAAUUCUCCGGGCUGUACUGUACGAAAUUCACGAAGCACGAGUACAUAUUCAACUUCUCGCCCUUCUCGAGUACUAAAAGUGAUUCGUUGUACACAGUACAAUUCUUCACUGACUCUGGAAAGGGCACGAUGGGGAGAUACAUAAUGCCCUCGAGUGGAAUGAUGGAGAACAUUCUGGCUGACAGUCCCAUCGACAAUGUGACAGGUCUCAUCCUCUUCUUCAGGAACUGCAAACGACAUCUGGACUGCUACGUGGACAGGAAGGAGCAGUACGAGGAGCUGAGGGAGCUGACAUCGACAAUCAAGAACUUCAGAGUGGACUCCGACACGACCCACGUCCUGAUCACCUGCAGCUUCCUCCAGGUGUACCGAAAAAAAUCGGACAGUCUCAUCGACAUGACAGUUUAUUUGUCCUACGAUUACGGAAAAGCCAGGCCCAGUACUGUGAACGUCGACUGGAGCAUGAAGAAGAGACCUAGUGAAGAGGACACGAAGGGGAUGAGGUCCUUCAUGAAGAUUUUCAAGACUCUGCGGUUAGUUGAGUCCUACCAGCACGUCGAGAACUCCAGCCACAACGUCUUCUCGUGGGAACCCACUGACGUCGAAGCAGGCGAGAUUUUGGAUCUGAAUGAUGAGCCUGACGAGUCUGAGGAGGAAGUCUGCAGACCCAGACGUCAGAGGGGAGCUGCAAGAAAACGACGACGAUCACCCACUCCAGAAGUGAAUGAAGCAAGUGGAGGAGAUAACUCGCAAGAGCCAGAGGAGCUUCAUGAAGAGGAGAAGAAGCCUGCGAAGAAGAAGAGGAGACGGAAACCAAAGCCGAAGGUUCAAGAGGCAAGUGAAGAGCCUACGGAGGACAGCCGACAAGAACCAGAAAAGUCUCCUGAAAAGGUGGAGAAGAAGCCAGUGAAGAAGAAGAGGGGACGAAAACCAAAGCCGAAGACUCAAGAGGCAAGUGAAAAGCCAGCAGAAGAGGACAGCCCACAAGCACCAGAAAAAUCUCCUGAAAAGGUGCAGAAGAAGCCAGUGAAGAAGAAGAGGGAGCCAAAAGCAAAAGCAAAACCAGUGGUUCAGCAGAAGGAGGAGAGACAGACACAAAAGAAAUCCCCAGAACCCUUCAAGAAGCCUAGAACGAGACAGAGCCUCUUGAACUUUUCACGACAGCCAAAAGACCCUGAGAACACCACUCCAACUGAUAAGGAGCACACCUCGAGGACAGUAUCUAGUACUCCGAUGCCCAAAACCAGAGGCAAACCGCGUAUGAAUACUCCAGGAGACAUCAGUCCCAUCGUCCUCCAAAGAUAAAGAAAUAGCUCUAAUCGACAUUUAAUGAAGAAAUAUCUUUGAAUUAAACGAGUGAUGAACUCAGACUGACUGAAUUAAAAUUGUCGUUUGUUCUCGAUUAGAAGCUGACUUUGCCACGGACUUUGAAGAAUCCCAAGGAAUUCCUGUUGUGGAUAAGUGCUCCCAGGCCCAGGUAGUUUUCCACUAUGAGGGGCUGAUUCAUGAAGCUACAGGAGUCUGAGAGAACUGUUGUUAGGGCUGAGUGGAGGGCGUCGGCGUCGAAUCUUGAUAUUUCUUCGUUUGACCCUGAAUUAGAGAAUAGGACAAAGUAAAAAAAUCAAUAGUGUAAUUAAUUCUGGAAAAAAAUUGUUCAAGUAACUUUCAAGUGAACUAUAUAAAAGCUUGUAAUUUAAAAAUAAAAUUUUUGUAUUUCUCGUUCAGGAAAUUCCUAGUUUUUGAU